This is a messenger RNA of Scleropages formosus (Asian bonytongue), 3378 nucleotides long. RefSeq names its product protein kinase, cAMP-dependent, catalytic, beta b (gene prkacbb). The transcript is spliced from 10 exons. The coding region runs from base 297 to 1352 and encodes 351 amino acids. Gene Ontology annotation, cellular component: cAMP-dependent protein kinase complex; cytosol; nucleus. NCBI's taxonomy places the organism in Eukaryota, Metazoa, Chordata, Actinopteri, Osteoglossiformes, Osteoglossidae. Gene Ontology annotation, biological process: protein phosphorylation. The record is from RefSeq and is a predicted model, not a curated record. Gene Ontology annotation, molecular function: cAMP-dependent protein kinase activity; ATP binding.
UUUGAUGGUGGACGAGGAUCAACAGUAGGGGCUAAGUGGAAAAAGAGUGUAGCUAGGGCUUGCUAGCUACAUGACGGUGACAUAGACGGGAGAUUGUUUGCUAGAAAAAACAGAAAUAGGGAAGCUAGGAUUGAAGGGGCCCGCCGCGGAACCGGCCUUCUUCCUCCACACAGCUGUACGUGCAGCCGUUUUGUGUCCAAGCGAGGAGGAACGGGAGAGAGCCCUCGACCCGCCGCCGCCGCCGCCAUCUCCCGCACCCGGACUCCGGAGCCGUCGCCUGCCUGGUCUUCCUCACGAUGGGAAACGCCGCCGCCGCCAAGAAGGGCAACGAGCUGGAGAGCGUGAAAGAGUUCUUAGCCAAAGCCAAAGAAGACUUCUUAAGGAAAUGGGAAUGCCCACCACAGUGCACAACAGGUCUAGAUGACUUUGAAAGGAUAAAGACGCUUGGCACAGGCUCAUUUGGAAGAGUUAUGUUGGUAAAACAUAAAGGAACAGAGCAAUACUACGCAAUGAAGAUACUGGACAAGCAGAAGGUGGUCAAACUGAAGCAAAUAGAACACACACUAAAUGAGAAGAGAAUACUGCAGGCCGUCUCCUUUCCUUUCCUUGUCAAACUGGAGUAUGCCUUCAAGGACAACUCCAAUUUGUAUAUGGUAAUGGAGUACGUACCAGGUGGAGAAAUGUUCUCACAUCUCAGACGAAUUGGAAGGUUCAGCGAACCUCACGCACGUUUUUAUGCAGCUCAGAUAGUUCUGACAUUUGAGUACCUGCAUUCACUAGACCUUAUCUACAGAGAUCUAAAACCUGAAAACCUUCUCAUUGAUCAACAUGGGUACAUCCAGGUCACAGACUUUGGUUUUGCCAAAAGAGUAAAAGGUAGGACUUGGACAUUGUGUGGAACCCCAGAAUACCUGGCACCAGAAAUCAUCCUUAGCAAGGGUUACAACAAAGCUGUAGACUGGUGGGCCCUGGGAGUGCUUAUCUACGAGAUGGCAGCUGGUUACCCUCCCUUCUUCGCCGACCAGCCCAUCCAGAUCUAUGAGAAAAUUGUGUCUGGCAAGGUACGAUUCCCCUCUCACUUCAGCUCAGAUUUGAAGGACCUUUUGAGGAAUUUGCUGCAGGUGGAUCUAACCAAGCGGUACGGUAACCUGAAGAAUGGUGUCAAUGAUAUCAAAAACCACAAGUGGUUUGCAACAACAGACUGGAUUGCCAUUUAUGAACGGAAGGUGGAGGCCCCUUUCAUACCAAAGUGCAGAGGUGCUGGAGACACAAGCAACUUUGACGACUAUGAAGAAGAGGACAUUCGCGUUUCUGUUACAGAAAAAUGUGCUAAAGAGUUUUCAGAAUUUUAAGGGCAUGUGAGUGAGGUCACAUCAGGGCUCAAAUGUUGGGAUUGUUGCACUCUGCUAAGAGAAGGGUUGGAUCUGAGACCAUCCAGUUAGUUCAAAUAAUUACCUAGUUCCUUCAUUCCACAAGGUUGAAUGAGGUUCUUAUUGCCAUGAUCCAUGUGUGCUGUUAGCACAACCAUAUAUACAGGCACAUUUAAGCAGACACUUUUUGUUGCCCCUUUGUUUUGAACUUUGAAGCAGUUGUUGUCUUGAAUGUUGUUUUGCCCCUUGUUCAAAGCAGUUGUAUUUUUAUGGAUAAAAACAGCAACUAGAAAAGGCUACAUUUCUUUAAACAUCCUUUAAUGUUGACAGUUUAACUAAGUGAUGUCCCUGGCAGUUUUCUGUAUGUUGUGUAAUUUGGGUUGAAUCAAGAGAAAUGUGUUGCUUCUAUUUCUUGCCAGCUCAGUUCUGUCUGUUACAUGUAUGACAAUUUUUAAAUUAAAAUCAAAAUCCCUCCUUAGCUCAGACUAAAACUUUGACAACUCCUUCCACAAGCAGUACUUGUCCUUUGUGCAUAUGUCUGUCAAUCAAAAAAAGGUUUAAGACAUCAUGUGUGUUCAGAUCAUGACCAAAAAUAGAAGUAAAUAGAUGGCAAAACAAGGGAGAACUAACCCCUGUUUCAUAGAAGCCUGGUUCCACCUAGCUUACAAAAAUGUAAUUCUUCACUCACUCAAUAUUCACGCAUUUAUACAGCUGGUUACUUUAGACAGUGGCCAAAUUAUAAAGCAGGAAACCAUAAACAUUCGAUCUUUGUAUCAUUUGUAGCAGUGUUGUACACUUUUAAUUGUUUGUUUUUUUGCACUCCAUAAGCCAAGUAUUUAAAAAAAUAAGACAAAGGAAAGUUUAAUGAAAAUGUUUAGGGUGCAACAAAACUUAUGGCACUCUAUAUGUUUCAACUUAUAUGUUCCAACUUAAAUUGAAUUUUUUUACAAAAACUGGUACUUGGAGUAAAUUACUAAAUCAUUUGAUCCAUUGCUUGCUGUAAGGUAGUGGGGAGAUUGGGUUUUGUCUGUGAAACACUGAACUGGCUUGGGCUAGAGCAUUGUUUUCUGCAUUAUUUUAAUCAUUAACCUAAGUUCUCAAAAGAAAUUGAAAAACUGCCAUAUUUUCAUGCUUUACAUUUUUACUUCUGUAUUUUUGGAUGGAUUAAUUUUAUUCUUAUGAAAGAAUGUAGUGCCACGAACUAGUAGAUAUGUAUAUUUGUUAAAUGCUUGAUUUUAAGUUGCUUCCACACACCAACUAAAACAACAUUUUAGUCAUUUAUUUGCAAGCAUUGGCACAUUUCUAUAAUAUUUUAUUCAGUCCCUUUUUGGCACAUUUCAUAAAACACAUUGCAUUGUUUCAGAUUUUUUUUAUUUAUACAUAUAUUAGGGAAAGAUGCUGUCUAAUAAAUUUUAUUUUUAAACUGUUAAAAUGGAAUAGUUUUUCUGCUUACGUUCCACAGUUUUGCCCUCACUGAUGUACAACCGUUUUAAAGAUAUUUGCAUCACUGUGUUAGCUGUCACACUUGCUGGAGAGUGAGUUGGUAUGAAGUAUUUUACGGCCUUCUAAGUUAUAUGGCACCCCUCACUUUUUAUUUUUUUUAUUUUUUUUUUUUUUAAAAUAAAUACUUGUAUCUAGCCAUUUCACUGUACCUGUUUUGACUCUAAUAUCAAUUAUCUUUGUAUUUAGUUUAUUGAAUGUUUUGCACAACAACAUCAUUAGAAGGCUAACAGCAGUUUUUGACCACCCCUAUUUACUUGUACGUGCAAGGCAAGUACCAGAUACUGUACUGUAGCAGAAUAUGUAACAAAAGGUGUGUGCGUGUGCGUGUGUGUGGAUGUAUUAUAUAAAAAUAAUACCUAUAUCACAUUAAUAAAUGAACAGAAAAUUCUUUGUAUGAAAAUAUUAAUCUUUUGUAUUUCAUUUAGAAUGAGGAUAUGCUGUUGUAUGCUAGCUGUAUGCGAUAAAAUCUACAGUAACUGUUGUCCUUUAAAGAUUUUAAUAAAUG